Molecule: messenger RNA, 1011 nt
Organism: Carica papaya (papaya)
Lineage: Eukaryota; Viridiplantae; Streptophyta; Magnoliopsida; Brassicales; Caricaceae
Source: RefSeq, a predicted model, not a curated record
AUGGAAGCGAAGGAAGGAAGAGUAGAGGAAAAGUCAUUUGUGGCGCCGUCAGUCGAACUUUCUCUUGGAAUUGGUGGCAGUGCAUUGAUGGAGAAUUCUCUGGCAAUGGCAGAUAAGAGAAUCAGAUCUGUGUUCACUCCAGCGCAGUUUCAGGAGCUUCUGCAACAAUUUAUGAUCUUUAGCUACCUUUUAAUUGGCUUCGAGAUCCCUUCGUAUCUUAUGGCCACUCUGUGGAAUACUACUUCUUCUUCAUUUGGAUUUGCUUGCACUGAUAUCCAUAAGCGCUUGCCUAAUUUUGGAAGAUUCAACUCCUGGACAUUCUCGAGAAACAGAAGCAUGCAAGAUCUAGAACCAUGGAGGUGCCAAAGAACGGAUCGGAAAAAUGCACGAUCCAGCAAUGUCAUUAUUCCUAACGAGAAGUACAACGAACUAAAUAUGCAGAGAGCAAAAUACGACUCAAGAGCCACUACCAGUAACUUUCCGAUUAUUGAGAGCAGCAACAUUAAUGUCCCAAGAGAGAAGAACUUCUUCCCAAGCAGCGCCUACAACAACAAUACUGGUUUCAACUAUGCUGGUGCAGGAAAAGUUGUUCUUAAUAGCGAUAUAUUCUCUUAUAAAAGUACCGGAAUAGAAUUUGAACCAACAACAAGAUGUGCGAGAAUAGAUGAAAUGAAGUGUUGUUGGCCUAACAAGGAUAUUCUUCCUAGUUCAAAAAAUCCUGUGUGGGGCACAUACAAAAGUACUGCAUUAAAUACGCUUGGAAUCGGAGCCUCACAACCUGCUCUUCCUUCCACUUUUGCCAUUGAUAUUGACUGCCUUACAAGUAUAUCGACAACUGUCAAUGAGAAAGAUUAUUCAUCGGUUGACACUACUCUUUCUAUCGGCAUACCAGGAAACUCUUCAGCUCUAUUAAAGAAUAAAGUUAAAGGUAUUACUAUCAGCAACAAUAGCAACGCUAUUGCAGUUGCCAACAUAGUCUUUGACAAUGAGAACGAUUACUGUUCUUCAUAA